AAGUUAUGACACUCUUCUUUCACCUUAAACCCAAAAUAAAUACCCAAAAAUUAAAUAAAAUAAAAAAACAAAAAAAAAAUUACGAGAAGAAGAAACUUUCAAGUCACCUCCGCUUUCUCUCUCAUCAAAAUCCUAAUAUUUUCUCUUCACAAUCUUCGCCUUUCUCUAAAUUCUCUGUUAUUAAUCCAUUCUAUUGAAUUUAUUUUUUCUGCAUUUACAAUUUUCGUCUGCUAAUUCAGGGGGAAAUUAAAAUGUCGUCAAAUAUGUUUUCAAGACUAUUUGGUGCAAAAUCUCGGGAGGUAGCUACUACUGAGAGUACUUUGUUGACGUUGGCAAAAUUGGAUGAGACACUUGAAAUGCUAGUGAAGAAAGAGCAGGUCUUAGAGAAAAGAGCUGCUGCAGAAGUUCAAAAGGCAAAAGAGUUCACAAAAGCGAAGAACAAACGCGCUGCGAUACAAUGUUUAAAGAGGAAGAGGUUGUAUGAACAGCAAGCAGAGCAGGUUGGAAAUUUUCAGCUGCGAAUCCAUGAUCAGAUCAUAAUGCUCGAUUCUGCAAAGGCAACGACAGAGACAGUUGCUGCCUUAAGAUCUGGUGCUAAUGCUAUGAAGGCCAUGCAGAAAGCAACGAAUAUUGAUGACGUGGACAAGACAAUGGAUGAGAUCAACGAGCAGACCGAUAAUUUAAGACAGAUACAGGAGGCACUAGCUUCUCCUAUUGGUGGUGCAGCUGAUUUUGACGAGGAUGAAUUGGAAGCCGAGCUUGAAGAACUUGAAGGAGCUGAGUUGGAAGAACAACUUCUGCAGCCAGCUACGACUGCCCCUAUAGCACCAAUUCAUGCUCCAGUGAUGAAUCCACCAAGGCCGACGCCUCAAAAGAACACCGAUGAAGAUGAACUCGCUGCAUUACAAGCAGAGUUGGCUCUUUAAACACUUCUUCUUUUUUCAUGUUUAUAAAUCUUGUGCCAGAAAAGAAAAUGGCCGAAAAAGGGGAAAGAAAAACAAUUCCUUAUUGAUUGAUGGUGGUAUAUUAAAAAAAUGAGUGUUGAUAGCAUCUCGUUGUCGUGUGUACUAUAUGACCUCAUAUUUCUUGCUAAUGUUACUGUUUAAUUCCUUCGGCGAGAAACUUUUGGUGAUAGAUUUAAGUUAAGAAUCCAUAACUUAUUUUUUACAUUCACAGCAAUAUUCUAUGUACAAUGAGUUGUAAGUUGUAA
Messenger RNA from Spinacia oleracea (spinach), 1210 nucleotides. RefSeq names its product vacuolar protein sorting-associated protein 32 homolog 2. Gene Ontology annotation, biological process: late endosome to vacuole transport via multivesicular body sorting pathway; vesicle budding from membrane. Gene Ontology annotation, cellular component: cytoplasmic side of plasma membrane; ESCRT III complex; multivesicular body. The coding region runs from base 252 to 926 and encodes 224 amino acids. The transcript is spliced from 7 exons. Lineage: Eukaryota; Viridiplantae; Streptophyta; Magnoliopsida; Caryophyllales; Amaranthaceae. The record is from RefSeq and is a predicted model, not a curated record.